UUUUUUUUUUUUUUUUGCACAACUCUUUUUUUCCUUCUUUUUUCUUUCUUUUUCUUCUUUCGCAUACGACGCUAUAAACGAAGUUCUUUUUUGUUUGUUUGUGGUAACCAAGACAACUAGCAACCAGCACAACAGCAACGAGCCUAUUCCCCUUAAUUUUUUUUUUUUUGACAACAAGAGAGAAUGAGUUCAUCUCUUAGCAUGUUUCAACAUAAAAUCCAACCUCGCUCUUCAGCCGAAAGAGACAAUAGUUUUUUAUUGCAUUCUGCAUUGAAGGCAGCUUCCACCGAUAUAGCGCAUCGAUUAUUGGAUUAUGCUUCUUUGGAUAAGAUGGAUUGUGAGGCAAGCUGUAUUUUAAUUUCCCUGGCUAAUCAUGAGCCUUCUUCACCCAAAAAUCAUGACUUGGAGCCGAAAAAGAAUAUGAAGGAAGAAACAGUAGUUGAUCAGCCCAUUGUAGUAGAAGAGAAAAAAGUGCAUGUCGCACCAACAUCAAAAACCGAUCCAAUCAUGCUUUUGAUGGCAGCAGCCAAAGUAGUGGAUGGUAAUGAUUUAAAGAUGGAAAGAAAGAAGAGACAUUCUCACCAGCGAUCGAUGGAUCGUGAGGCUUAUCCUAACGGGAGAUAUUACCUUAAACAAAACAACAAACGAAUACGUACAAGCCCACCUUCACCUGCUCCUACUAACACUACUCAUUACAAAGUAGACACGUGGCAGAAGACAAAGGAGUAUCCUGACAACAGUUUUUCAAGGCAGUAUCAUUCCAUGAAACAAAACCCAAAAGUCAAACAAAAUGCCUUGCAUACGUAUAUCACUUAUAUGAUUUACAAUGACUUGGCUCAUGGAAAUACAAGACAAACAUAUAACACAUCAUCAACGACAACAUCAACCAAAGCAACAACGACAACAACAACAAUUACGACACCACCUGUUUAUAAUAAUAUGACCACCAAAUACCAACAAAAGCCAUCUUUAUCCUCUUCUACUUCUUCCGCUGCCACAUCCGCCACGAUAGCAACACCGAUGGAAUCACCAUGGUAUCAUCAUGACGAUCGAUCCAUUCUGGCCAGACCUUUAACUGCUUUUUUAUGGAACAACGAAACAUCAUCGGCCAAUUCAUUGGAUGCCGGCCGAAAAGACAUGAUGAUCUUACCUCCUCUUUCUUCCAAUCCAAGACCUUCACCCUCCAUCAGUACAUAUGACAGAUUACCGCCUGUCUAAACCAAAACUCAAGAGAAGCAAAAAAAAAAAAAAAAAAAAAA
Molecule: messenger RNA, 1259 nt
Organism: Mucor mucedo
Lineage: Eukaryota; Fungi; Mucoromycota; Mucoromycetes; Mucorales; Mucoraceae
Exons: 7
Coding region: 184-1218 (344 amino acids)
Source: RefSeq, a predicted model, not a curated record